AACAUGCUUGUAGCUUGGCAAUGAUAGCGAUAGCGUUAGCAUGACGCGCGACGGCGAAAUACCAGCCAUCUUUAAUCCGAAACGUGUACGCACGCCAUCGGUUGUGGUCACCGGCGAUUCGACGACCAAUGGCGCCUUUAACAACAACAACACUGGGCCAGGGAUUGGCACUGUGCCGAGCAGCAGCAGCAGUGGCUGCGGCUUUAGCAAUGUCUUAACUUCCAGCAAUCCGCAAAUAACCCACCAAGACUCCAUCUCAUCCAGUCAGCAAGAUCCCAAUGAGCUCAUUACCAUACAAGCGGACACGCCCACAGGCGCACAGUUGGCUCACUUUGGUGGCGACUCCAGCGAUGCGCACACCGCUCAGUUGAACAUAGAAGCGCAGCCAAAUGGUGGACAAGCUGGCGAGGAUGCGGAGCUGCGCUUUCGCAAGCUCAAGGCCUGCAAGCAGAGCUGCUGCUCCGAACUGGCCAAAAAGAUGUACUUUGGCGUUUGUGUCACCAUCUUGGUCACUGCUUCGUGGGUGGGUGCGACGCACUGCAUCAAGUACAUGUAUUUAUAUAGAACACCCUACGAUGAGGUGCUCGACGAUGAGCUGGACACCUCGUCGAGUCGCGCGGAGCUAAGCACCGAGCUGGAGGACAUACUGGCCAUCAGUGACUCGUCGCUGCAUCAUGUCGAGGACGCCACCGAGAUGUUCAAUAUACCACCGCGGCAGCCAGUUUACUUCAGUGCGCCAUUCUUUGCUGCCUGGUUCUUUACCAACUUCUCACUGCUCUUCUUUCCCAUCUACAUACUCGGAUUGCUCUCGGCUCGCCGUUGCGACAAGCUCAGCGAGAUCCUGGCCGAUGUGCUGCGUGGAUUUCGCGAACGUGGCUUCACUAUAGGACGUUUUCUGAAUCGCUGCUUGUCCUUCUGCGUGCUCUGGCUGGUGACCACAUAUCUGUAUACUUUGUCCCUGCACGUGCUGUUUGCCACCGAUGCGCUGGCGCUCUUUGCCACCAAUGUAGCAUGCGUCUAUCUGCUCUCCUGGGUGAUACUACACGAGCAGUUCGUGGGCGUGCGUAUUGUGGCAGUUAUAUUGUGCGACACGGGCAUAGCUUUGUUGGCUUAUAUGGACGGCAUAACCGAAAGUCGCACCUUGGGUGGCGUCGUCUUGGCCACGUUAGCUGCUGCCGGCUAUGCCGUGUUUAGGGUUAUGUUUCGCAAGGUGAUGGGCGAUCCGCCAGUGGCUCAAGUUGCAUUCACAUUCACAGUGCUGGGACUGCUCAAUGCGCUGCUGCUGUGGCCUGUGGUGCUGGCGCUUUACCUCACAGGCGCCGAGAAUCUAUCAGCUGAAAGCAUACCCUGGAAUAUACUGCUGGCAGCCAGUGUGCUGUUAUUGGUGUUCCAUGUGCUGAUGCAGUUCAGCGCCGCCGUUACCUACAACAUGUUUGUGACUUUGGGCCUGAUUACGGCCGUGCCCGUUUCGGGUGCGCUCGAUGUCAUACUGUACAGUGCAACCUUUGCUGGCAUGAAACUGGCCGGCGUCAUAUUAAUUGCCAUUGGCUUCUUUCUCGUCAUGUUUCCGGAAAACUGGCCCGACUAUAUAACUCGACUGCUGCGAAAGAGCGUUCGUGCCAUUCUUCGUUACCAAUGUUGUUGUGAAUUAGCCGAAAUACGCUAUGCUCAUUCGAAGCAUCAUAAUGCUGGGUCACAAUGCGAGAUGGGGUCGCGGCCCUCGGAGCGGUACUUCAACAGGUCAGCAUCCCACCAUUAUAGACUAUCGGACGGGGUACAUAAUGUCCCAUCUUCGUUCUCCUCUCUCUGGCCGUGUGAGAUGACUGAUCUAUCGCCAACUACAGCUGGGUUUCUGCAUGGCAACACCAACGCACAUCAACAUCAACAUCAACAGCAACUUUUACAGCAACAGCAACAACAUCAUCGACACCAGCAGCAUCUGCAGCGCCAGCACUCGCACACCUCGCUGACCAUGAUCCACAGGCAGAGCAGCAGCCACAGCAUGCACGGCAGUCGACGCGGCAGUGGCGGCUUGCGUGCUCCACCCACAGGCACUGGACGUCUCUUCUCUUACUUUGGCAACGAGCAUGAGCACGAGCCUGAUCGCAAAAAGUCCGAAACCUCAUUCUUCAACUUGGGCUUUCGUCGCAAGUCCACAGUGGUUUACUAUGCGCCACAGGAUUAAGUGCAGAUUUGAUUGUGCAUAUCAAAUUAUAUAGUAGUUAAUAUCACGCUGGCUACAUUUGCAAAUACAAUCGUUGUUGUUGUAAAAGUUAAAAAUGUACACAUUGCAAUUAGAAUUUUGCUCAAAAUAUUAACUUAAUUAACUACAAAUACAAUUACAAAACACACAUAUAUAUGUCUAUCAUAGUACACAGAACAAUUUAAAAGAUUAAACCCAUGCGAAAUCCCAGACACAACAUACACAUAUAGCAAGUAAAAAGUCUAAAUCGAAGCCAAUUGUUGUUAGCAAUUAUAUAUAGUAUAUAUACAUGUUUUAAAAAACACACACAUUAAAGCUAAAGCCCAAAGCUCAAAGUAUAUCAGUUUAUUUUUAGUUUGGCUAACUAAUAUUUAAAACUAUUAGCUUGGCAUAUAUUCUAACUACAUUUGCUGAUUUAUUUUGAGCAGCGGGCAUAGUUAAUACUGUAGUUAAGUCAUAUUGUUUAUAAGCUCAUACUAGUUGGUCCAGC
This is a messenger RNA of Drosophila busckii, 2693 nucleotides long. RefSeq names its product putative thiamine transporter SLC35F3. The transcript is spliced from 10 exons. The record is from RefSeq and is a predicted model, not a curated record. NCBI's taxonomy places the organism in Eukaryota, Metazoa, Arthropoda, Insecta, Diptera, Drosophilidae. The coding region runs from base 41 to 2185 and encodes 714 amino acids.